Molecule: messenger RNA, 755 nt
Organism: Mya arenaria
Lineage: Eukaryota; Metazoa; Mollusca; Bivalvia; Myida; Myidae
Exons: 3
Coding region: 69-755 (228 amino acids)
Source: RefSeq, a predicted model, not a curated record
UUCUUAUUUCAUAGAGAUCUGUGACCUUGAAAAGGACAUUAAUUUGCAGUCUCGCGCUCCUGGUUACCAUGGAGAUGGUUCUACUGUUGAUAGCCCUGUUGCCAGGACUGGCAAUUGCCGGAGCUCCACAUUACCCGAUAUUUGGCCCCGGUGUUGGCGGAGUUGUUCCCCCUUACCAGCAUCUACAAGAAUAUAAUGACUUUGGAUCUAUGAAAGCAUUCGUUGGUAAGCGUUACAUGGAUAUUCCCAUGAAUUCGAUGCCAGGUCCUGUGUACCAGGGAAUAAACGCAUUGCCAUGGACACAGUUUAAGGGGCAAAUGCAAAACUUCCCCAUGUAUCACAACUUUAUUCCCAACCAACCGCCGAUGUUCCACGGAGGGGCAGGCUUCCCGCCAAAUGGCAACUUCGGCCACCAGUUUUGUGACACACGGGUACCCUGGCAGAUCGCCCAUCAGGCCUACUGGGGCACACCAAACACGGAGCAGUUUGGCGAAAACAUGGGUGCCAACCAGGUUGCUUUUCCACAAGGUUACUAUGAUGACCAGGGAGGAUGGAAGCCACUUCCGGUGGACAAUCCACUCGAACACAUUAUGUCACCCAAUAGCGGUGCCCAGGGUCAGGUGGCGGUGAAUGGUGCGCCUUACUAUGACAACAACAUAAAUUGGAUGCCGAACCGCGCCACGAGCGGGGUCUUCGGGCCGAACACAGGACCGGAAAUCCAGUUCGGUGAACAGAAGAAAGAUGAUGAAGCCUAA